Molecule: messenger RNA, 10933 nt
Organism: Acanthochromis polyacanthus (spiny chromis)
Lineage: Eukaryota; Metazoa; Chordata; Actinopteri; Pomacentridae
Gene: mgaa
Product: MAX dimerization protein MGA a
Exons: 27
Coding region: 652-9405 (2917 amino acids)
Biological process (GO): cell fate specification; positive regulation of DNA-templated transcription; regulation of transcription by RNA polymerase II
Cellular component (GO): nucleus
Molecular function (GO): RNA polymerase II cis-regulatory region sequence-specific DNA binding; DNA-binding transcription factor activity, RNA polymerase II-specific; protein dimerization activity
Source: RefSeq, a predicted model, not a curated record
CUUCCCCGUAGCGGCUCCGACAUCAUCGCCCUUCGGUCCGGCAGAAACAACAUGGCGCCGGCCGAACGUUUCACCUAAAACCGGCCGAUAAAUACGGACCGUGUUUGGUUUAAAUUCCCCGGUACCGACGUUUAACGUAAUCGCUAUUAUCAGCCCGAGUCCCCGCUUUGAGUGCUUCCGCAUUUCUGUCGGGUUUGACGGUUGAAUUUCAGCCUCGGAGGUAGAACCGAUCCAGCAGCCUGUUCGGUGUCCGGAACCGGGUCGUCUGAUUCAUGCAGGUGGCUCCGGUUGACUUCCAGCACAUGAAAGCGAACAUGCGGAGCAGCAGCAGCCGAUGGGAUGCAGAGGAUCGUCCGGUGUGUCCCCUGGUGUGUCCUCCGGUGUCUCCGGGUUUGAACCAGGUGGCGGUGGUAAGAUGGCGGCGGAGGCUGCGCAGUGCGGCGCGAGGAGGAGGGCGGUGACGUGACUGUGGAGGCUCCGCGUGCUGCUGCUUCCACCGUUAUUACACAGCCAUCGUUUGAACGGGGAAAAACCAACGGAAACACCGACGGAUUCACGUCGCUCCGCCCGAACAGUCGAUGAUUCGGAGCGGCCAGAAGGACGCUGUCUUGAGCAGAUGUACAAACAGCAGGAUCCUCCAGGAACCUGUUCAUGGCUCCUAAGAAGCAGAAUAAAGUCAUGGUGUCCCAUCAGGAAGGGGCAUCCAGACCUGCUCUGGCCCCUGCAGCUGAACGUCCACCUGCACGCUCUGCUGCUCCGAGACCGGGGAAGGCGAGUGAAGGCCGAGUGGAUCAAAACAGCCACGUGACCAGCGAGGAGGCAGAUUUCAGGGGUAAACGCAACAUGUCGCCAUCCAGGGAGGCUGUCAGGAGGACAGGCGGACUGAAACCUCCUCAGUCAGAGAACCUGGCGCCUGACAGCAUGUGUAGAGGUGUCCGAGUGACGUUGGACAACAACAGCAUGUGGAACGAGUUCUACAGAUGCAGGACAGAGAUGAUUCUGACUAAACAAGGCAGCAGGAUGUUCCCCUACUGCCGCUUUCGUAUAUCCGGGCUGCAGCCGAGUAAAAAGUACACUCUGAUAAUGGACAUCCAGCCGUUGGACAACAGCUGUUACAAGUGGACAGGUAACAGCUGGCAGGUUGCUGGAAAAGCCGAGAGUCAUAUAAAGAGCCAACCGUUUGCUCAUCCAGAGUCCCCGGCGGUGGGUGAACACUGGAUGCAAAGUCCGGUGUCCUUUUACAGACUGAAACUCACCAACAAUAGCUUGGACCAGGAGGGGAACACUAUCCUGCAUCCGAUGCACCGCUACUUACCGCGGCUGCACGUGGUGCAGACGGACAGAGCUGCUAAAGACGUAAAACUGAACGGUCCUAGUGUUCUCACCUUUACUUUCUCCCAGACUGAGUUCAUGGCAGUCACUGCCUACCAGAACACUCGCUUUACUCAGCUUAAAGUCGACUACAACCCGUUUGCUAAAGGCCUGAAGGAGGAUGGGUGCAGUUCACAGAGCCUGAAGCUGAAAGCAAACUCUGGCAAAGAAAAAGAGGAAGGCACUCCAACCAUUCAGCAGCAUCCUGUGAAGAAGAGCUUGAAGUCGUUGCUGGCAAACCACAAACCCAGAAGCUCAAAUACAGCAGUCUCAAAACCUUCAGAUGUUCAGAAAAACUCUACUACAAGCAAAGAUUUGUCAGCUGCCAAAGCCCCUGGGGAAACCUCUUGCAGCAGUGGCUCGCGUCCGAAUCAGAAGCUAAUCUCUGAACUGAUUCGUGAGGCCCACGUUUCCCUGCAGAGGUGCAACCUGGAACAGCUGGGCAUCAAUCACAGCGGCUCUCUUAAAGUAGGGCAAACCGACACUAAGAACAUUACCAUGAAAGGCAAAGGACAGAAGGUUCCUCAAAGGGGUGAUAUUUCAGUCAAAGAACCAACAGGGAAAAGUGAAACCAUUGUAAGAAAGAGGAAUGUUACUGAGAAAACACAUCAUUUGAAUUCAGUAAGUUGUAAGGACAAUGCCCGGACAGACUGUUCUGUUGCCGAUGCUUCAGAAGGGUCCUCCAAAGACCGCCAAAGUAUUCCAGACACUCCAUCAGAGCAGACUGCAAAGCCGGACAAACGGCCAGCUCGGUUGCCUCUGCCAGCACUCGCUCUGUUUUUGAAGCAGCAUUCAACAAAAUCUAAAAAGACUAUGAGUAAACCGGACUCUUCUCCCCCAGCACCCCCCUCUGAACCUUUGUCAGAAUCACCGAGUUCUGCUGCAGACUCUUCAAGGCUGCCUGAUAAACACACCACAAAUGCAAUCGACCCCUUGAAGGAUCUCGGCGGCGAUAUCACUAAACCCAGUGUCCAAGCCUCUAGUGGAGAGUUUCAUCCAGAUAAAGUGGUUUUGAAUGUUUAUCAGCCUUCCAGUCUGUCAUCUCCAGAUGCUGCUGCUUCAGGUCCAGUGGGACCAAGAACUGAUGAUCAAUCAACUUCGUUUUCUGAAAGUCCAGGCCCAGAGCUGACAGUCCCCAAUGGUACAGUGUUACCCAGCUCAGGACAGCCAUUUUCUACCCUCGGGGAAUCGACAUUCACCCUCCCCUCAACACUUGCUACCUCAUCUGCACUUCCCUUUUUGUCUCCGCCCCUGGACACAGUGUUAUCUGUCUCAAACUCACCACAAACACCACCUGAGUCUUCAACACUACCUUCAGACUCCCCCACCUUGAAGUCGGAGUCUUUUCUUCCUGACCCAGAGUGUUCAUCUUUUGGCUUUGAGCCUUUGUCCCUUGCGAGUUCUCCAGAACCUUUACCUCCCCUGCCGGACUCGAUAGCUUUAGAACUCAAUGCAACAGCUUCUGAAGCAGCUUGUACAGCAGAACAUCCAGAAGACUCACCACCAAGCAAAGGCUCAUCUGUGUUUAAAUGGCAUACAGUGUUACCUAUGCCUGAACCAUAUUUAGAUGCUCCCUUCACAACAUUUCAGCCCACAUCAGAGACUAUUCCUUUAGAGCAUGUUACGCCACCUUUGUUGCCUUCAGAAACUCCCUCGCACCCUGAACCACAGAGUCUGAACACAUCCACACCUCCGCCGGAUCGCCCUCCAUCAUUUCAAGAGAAUGAACAAUCGCUGCCUUUUCCUGCAGAGCUGUCCCCGCUUGCCCUUCAGUUGCCAUUGUCUCCGACCUUCUCUUCAUUAGACGGAGGAGGACUGUCACCCACGCCUUCCAUCACUGACCUUGUGCACUUUUUCUCCACCGAUGAUGACCUCGGGAUGGGGGUUGAGUUUCCAAAUACAGAUGCAGUGGCUGUUCCCUGCUUGCCUCCACCUGCAGUAGAAGCACAGGAGCCUUCACCACAGGUGCAGCCGGUUCCGGUCAACAAACCCUACAAGUGCAAGAAGUACCGGCGGCGAAAGCAGCCCAGAAUCAAUCUGAAUCAGAUGACAGAUGACACCGCCUACAGGAGUAUGCGACCUAACCUGGAGGAGGUGGAGGAACAGUUGUUUGUCUCAUUCACAUCAAAGGAGGCUCUCAAACUCCACAUCACGGAUUCAUCUGACGGGUCUCAGACGACACCUGAAGUUCAACAAGCCGCCGACGAACCCGAGAAAGCUCUGACGUUUGAACCUUCAGAGGGUCUGGACAAUACGAUCGACGCCUUCGAGAAGAAUCUGUUGAAUGACCUGAAGCUGAUGAGGCACAGGCAGGUGAUCCACCCGGUGCUUCAGGAAGUUGGCCUGAAGAUGACGCUGCUGGACCCGACUCUGGCCAUCGACCUGCAGUACCUGGGGGUCCGUCUGCCCAUCCCGCCUGCAGGAGUCAGUCUGGAGCCGCUGACCCAGGAGCUGCAGUCCAGUCAAGGCGUUUCAGCUGCAUUUGUGUCCAGAACAGGAAAAACUACAGACGUGACUCAGAUUAAAGGCUGGAGGGAUAAAUUCAGUCCAUCAGAGACUCCGUCCAUGCCUGCUUCCUCCAAACCUGAAGUUCAACCUGAAAACCCACAGCUGAGUAAGUCAUGGAGAACCAGUUGUGUCGAGGAGUCCAGAACAGCUGGUCCCAGUUCAGAGCCGCCAAAGAAGAACCUGUCGGCGUUCUGCAGCGACAUGCUGGACGAGUAUCUGGAGAACGAAGGGAAGCUGAUCGACGAGCGAGCCGCCAGCUUCUCCCAGCCGCCGGUGGAGCCGCUGGUCUACGAGCUGCCCACCAAGAGCACCAGCUACGUCCGGACCCUGGACCACAUCCUGAAGAAGCAGGACACCAGCACCCCCGCCUCGGACCUCAUAUCGACGUUCAUCCCCCCCUCAAAAAGACCCCGACUCACCAAGGCUAAAGUUGGCCGGAGGUUGGAGAGGAAGCAGCGAAGUCCCAAACCAAACAAACCCAGAAUGGAACUUGCAGCUGGUCCGGGUUCUGAACCGGCCUCAGCAGAACACUCUCAGAUCCACGCGGCCCACCUAUUGGACAACAUGUCCGAACCAACCCUGAGGAAGAGGAGGAAGCUCAAACCGAAGACUUCCUCUCGGACCCUGUUGGAGGACUUUGCUCCGCUGGAGUCAGACUCUGAGCUCGGUCCGACCAAGGACCCCAGGAAGGACCGGCGGCCCCUGAUGACCCGGUCCCUGCUGAGGCAGAAGGACCUGGAGGACAGCGUGAUGUGGGAGGGUCGACCCAGAACCGGCAUCACCGAGGAGAGGGCCACCAUCGCCCUGACGUCCCUCUUCACGCUGACGGGCUUCGUCAGCGAGAACCCGACGGCGCCCAUCGAGCUGCUCCGGAGGAGAGCGCCCCCCGUCUGCCUAAAUGAGUUCUGCAGGUUGGGCUGCAUCUGCUCCAGUCUGUCCCACUGCUCCAGGAUCAGCCACUGCGGCCGCCUCUCCUGCAUGUUCGGCUGCAGCUGCCUCAAACAGAAAGUCGUCCUCCUCAAGAACCUGGACGGGUCCGACUGCAGCUCCCCCUCCCAGCAGCUCCACAGCAAGAGGAAGAAGAGGAGGAGGAGGAUGAAGAUGGCCUACAUCCUGAAGGAGGCAGACAGCGUUUCCCAGCCUGCCCAGCGAGUCCAUACUCUGUGGAGGAAGGACCAUGAAGACUCAGAUCCAGAGCCGGUCCACGUCCCUAAAGCCGCCCCUCAGUCCUCCUCCACCGUAAAGACUCGGGAGGUCAGAGAGAACCGAAGCAGCUGCGCCAGAGUCCGAGCCUUCAGAAGAAAGACUCACAAACAGAAGGAGUCGCCCAAAAAAGUGAACUCUAAACCUGCUCGGCUGAUGUCCCUGAAACAGAGGAACUUGACCCUGAAGGAGACGAAGACCAGAAACUUCUGUCCUUCUCCAGGUGAAGCCGUGGAGAUGCCUCCUCAGAGUCCUCCAGAGGAUUCAACCCCCAAGCCGUCGAAGCGUCUGUUCAUCGUGGCCGACUGUCAGUGGGAGAGCAGCGUGGAUCAGAGCCAGGUGCUGCAGCGGCUCUGCGAGGCAAUGGCUCGGGACCAGCUGGACCGACCGUUCAAGAUCCAGAAGUACCUCAUCAGCCCCAUCAGCCAGACCGUGGAGGGUGAAGGGGCCGACUGCUGCGUCCAGUACAAGGUCCAGAUCUCCAGAACCAAACCAGAGCAGGAGAAAUCAGCAGGACUGGGAAGACCAGCAGGACUGGGAAGACCGGCAGGACUGGGAAGACCGGCAGGACCGGGACGACCAGCAGGACCGGGACGACCAGCAGGACCGGGAAGACCGGGACGACCAGCAGGACCAGCAGGACCGGGACGACCAGCAGGACCAGCAGGACCGGGACGACCAGCAGGACCAGGAAGACCGGGACGACCAGCAGGACCAGGAAGACCGGGACGACCAGCAGGACCAGGAAGACCGGGACGACCAGCAGGACCAGGAAGACCAGGACGACCAGCAGGACCAAAGAGCCAGAGGAAAAUGAAAGCAGCACAAAACAAACAGAGCACGGAGAGGGAGCCUCUAGAGGACUGGCAGCAGGAAGUAACGGAGGAGACGGAGCCUCUGGAGGACUGGCAGCAGGAAGUAAAGGAGGAGGCGGAGCCUCUGGAGGACUGGCAGCAGGAAGUAAAGGAGGAGCCGGAGCCUCUGGAGGACUGGCAGCAGGAAGUAACGGAGGAGGCGGAGCCUCUAGAGGACUGGCAGCGGGAGGUGGAGGACGGUGACGUAGAGGAGGAGGUGGAGACCUUUGAGCAGGUGGACGAUGAGAAGAAGAGGAGUUCGGAGAUGAAGAUGAGGAAGGCAGCUAGCAUGGCUCUACCUUUCCUGACAGGAAUCUCACCCGCCGGCUUCCUCUCAGCCAAUAAGAAGCAGCCGGGAGGAACAGACCACCUGGUUCAGGUCAACGGGAAGCUCUAUCCUCUGGCCAAGAUCCAGCUGGGGAAGAUGGGAGCGCUGCACCCGGCAAAUCGUCUGGCCGCCUACCUGACGGGUCGGGUCAGGUCCAGCAGACAGCAGCCAGCUUCUCCAUGUUUGUCCUCCAGUAGACCUCCUCAGAGCUCAGCAGCAGCAACUUCCAGCUCCUCCACUGUCUCCUCCACCACCUCCUCCUUCUCCAGCUCCACACCGUCCACAUUUAAGCCACCGCUCAUCAUCCCAGUCUCCUCCACAGGCUCUCAGUCCAGCAACUCGGUGGUGCUUCCUGUAAAUCCGUCCCCUGGACCCCCUAAACGUUCUCAAUUCCUGAUGGUUCAUGUCCCAGCUCCAGUGGCUCAGCUGCCCCACCAGAUCCCAGGCGCCUCCCCCACCGGGCAGAAGAUGAUUCUGCAGCCGGUCCAGACGACAUCGGGCACCCAGUAUUACCGCAGACCGGACGGCAAACUGGUCCAACUGGUUCCACUCAGCAAGGUUAAACCAGUACCACCUGUUCAGAAAGGUUCUUCCUCCCCCUCCGUCCUCCUUCCUGCAAAUCCUCAGACUCCAGCCAUCACUGUUGUCGGCCAACAAACUCCACCUGCGACCACAGUGAUCUCGUCUUCACCCUCCUCUUCUUCCUCCCUCUCCUCCUUCUCCGUGAACACCCUCGCUGCCCCCCUCCCCCCAGGAUCUGGUUUCCUGUCCCAGAAGGGAACCUGCACCUUUAAGAUCCUCAACUCCGGCAGGGAGCCCGUCGUCGUCCUCAGUAAAUCCUCCUCUGAGUCGCCCUCCAAGGUGGAGACGUCUCCAAGCGCCUUCACCCUCCUCCAGCCUCAACCCUCCAGCGCCCCCCCAGCCCCCGUCUCCCUGAUCCCCAUCAAACCAUCCUCGGGGCUGGGGGCAGAGCCUGGGGUGAAGACGGUGAAGGUGUCUACGAGUCCGCUUGCUCCUGGACUGGUGGUGGUCCGACCGAGACCUGUUCCACUUCCGACGUCCUCAGACACCUCUCACAGACCCUCAGCUCCACCUCCACCUGCUCCGUCAACACCUGUAGCAUCAGAGGCCACACCUCUGCCCAACUCUACACCUGAACCGGAGCUCGCCUCUGACCUGGUGGACCUGGAUAUCAUCUGCGUUGACAAUGAGACAGAGCUGGUUACCACGGAGACAGUGGAAGUACUGGAGGUAACGUCAAGCAGCGAGACGGAAAACUCAUCGGACUGCCGAGACUCAGACAGCGAAGAGGAGAUUCAGCCGACGAAGACCGACCCGCGCCUUGCACGUAUAAACCUGGAGAAGACUCGUCGGAGGAAACUGCGGCUGCUGUUCGAUGCUCUGAGGCAGCAGGUCGGACUCAACGACCCAAGGACGUCGAAGCUCUGCACCCUGAACACGGCGUUGGGGGUAAUCCAAGGGCUGCAGACGAUAGAGAAGGAGAUGAAGAAGAAGAAGGCGACGCUGAGGAAGAAGAGGGACCAAUAUCUGUGGAGACUCGCGCCAUCGUCAGACCAGACUGACGGCAACUCCAGGGAGGUCAUUGAUCUGAUCGACGACGCCAUCGAAAUCUCAUCCGACGAGGCGAUGGAGGUGGCUGAUGGUGGUUGGGGCGUUUCCAAGGCGAUGGCGGAGAAAAACGUUCGGCUGAAGAGGAUGAGGAGAUCAGAUGUGGACGAGACGACAGGAACCAUGAACUCUACAAAGAAGCUGCAGCGCCGUCAGGCUCGUCAGAAGAUCCAGACUCUGCACAGUGCGAUGAGGGAACUGAAGAGUCUGAAGCAGCAGAGAGACGCACAGGAUUCAGGUAAAAGCGAGCAGAGAUCAGGAGGUCAGCCGCCAACAGGAGAAACGAGUGAAGGCGACAGCACAGACACAUCACCUGACCCGCAGCCUCCACAAGCUCCUCCCACUCAUGAUUCUGCCCCACCCAUUCCUACACCUGUACAGCCUCUGGUCCAACAGGUGUUAAACACCGUCCUGGCUCGGUCUGCUGCGUCCCACAAUGCAUCUGUGCAGAGAGACCGGCCGAGGACGAUUCCAAACAUCCUGUCUCGCAGGAAGACUUGUCCAGAGCCACCUCAGAGCACGACGACUGAAGAGAUCCGUCCUCCAGGUGAACCUCCGUCCAUCCAGGCUCUGAUCCCGACUGAGGUUCUGUCUCUGGUCCAGGCGGCGUUACCGGGACAACGAGUCCUGUUUGGACCUCUGGAACCGACGGUGCUGCAGUCGACCCUGAGUCCAGGCAUGGCGUCCGUCACCCUGAACAUACCCAACCUGGCCAAUCAGCAGCUGCAUCUCAGUUCCUUGCCCCGCCCACCAAUGAACAAUAUCUGCAGCAGCGCCGCCCCACUCACCCUCACUAACCUCACAGACUGCAACAUGCUGCAUAUGGUUCAGCCUGCAACGUCACAACAACAAGAACAGAAACAACAACAACAGUCAGACAAACAGCAACAACUGACAGACAAACAACAAACACAAGAACAGAGUCGGCUGUUGGACGCUCAGCCGGUCUCUGUUGGAUCGGACCAGAGCAGUGACCAGUCCGACCUCAGACCUUCGCCCUCGCCAUCUCUUAGCGCCGACCGUCAGUCACAGGUAAAAGGGGCGGAGCCUCAGGAGACGGGCAGUGACGUGGACAACGAGAUCCUGUCAUCGCUCCUCAGCGAGAUCUUCUUCCUCAACCAGAACGUUGCCACGACGAAAGCAGCAGGGGUCCCAUCACCGGGGAAACCAUCCUCUGAGGUGGGCGGAGCCAAGGAGCGAGCCCACGCCCACAGGCUCCCACAGUCAGACUUGGACUCUAACAGCACCGUUGCCAUAGAAACAGAGGGGGCAGGGCUUAAUGGCUAUGCAGAGAUGACUGGCGUGCAGCCAGGACCAGGAAACACUAAAGGAGCCGUUCUGGCUCCGCCACCUCUGCUGCAGAUGAAGGUGGGAGGGGCCAAAGUUGCUCCACCCAUCAGCAGUGACAGCACAGCAGGAGAGCCCUCAGCAGAGAGGGGGGAGGGUGGCGUGGCCUGGAGGCCGAUGCCGAGGCUGGUUCCUCUGGGGCUGAGGGGGAACCCGCCCUGCUGAUCACGUGUGAUGUCACUGCAGCUUCAGGACCUCAUUGGCCACCUGCGGGCAGCGAGCAUUCUCUGAUUGGUUGUCAGGAAGAGGAGCGGAUCAUUGAUGUUUACAGUCGAGCAGAGAUCGUGUCGUCUUUUUAUUUAUUUUGUCAGCGUCUUCAUCUUUUCAGUUUAAACUCUGUUGUUGUUUUACUUUAGUCGUUUCAGGAUUAUUUCAGAAUAAAGUUGAAACAGAAAUAAUCCCGAUACUGAACUGGUAACAGAUCAAUGCUGCGGAAUCUGACUGAGGAUGUCGCUAUGGCAACGGCAGGCACCCUGUUGCCAGGGUAACCAUCACCUGAGGCAACCAGAGGGAAAAAUGUUGAGAAAAUAUUCAGAAUAAUUUUGGCUGUUUCCAAACUAUGAUUUAAAUAUAUUUGGCCGUGAUCAAUCGAUUUAUGGAUUGCCAGAAAAACUAUCAGCAGUUGCUUAAUUAAUCAAUAAAUAAUUUUUCUGAUGCAGUUUUCAGGCAGCAAACAGCCGACAGAAUAAUCAAUCAUAAUGUUUAGUUGCAGCUUUGUUCUAAUAAAAGUUUCUGAUCAAUCAUGUCGAUCAGUUUAAAGCUGACAAAUAUCAGAUAUUAGGUUUAUUGUUGGGCUUUUAUUAUGAAAUCCGACUUUAUUUCAACCUCAGAACGUCUCGUUUGAAGAGUUGAAGCCUUCAGGAACCACAAACAAACGUUAGAAGAACAGUUGUUUGUUUCAGGCAGCAACUCACCUGUCCAGGUAGAAAACAGACUCUAACCCGUUUCACUUCAUUUCAUGUUUUGAGUUGAAAUGGUUUUGUUUUCUGACUAAAUGAAGAAUCUGUCGCCUGAAUUUAUCUUUCAGAACUAAUGUAGUUUCAUAUUUUAAAAGUUUUCUACGGUUCGGUAAACUUCAUUGAGGCUGCUCAGACUAAACGAGAACCAAACUGAAAGAAAAGUUACUUUUUUAAAGCGUUACUUUAUGAUGUAGAAGUGUUUUACUUUGAAAAACUCUGAAAACUGGACAGACUUCAGAAGCGUAGAACUCCUUUUAUAACAGAAGAAACUUUACAAUAUUCAAAAGAACAGUUUCUGCUCCAAAUGUUGCAGCUUUACUCUGAAAAUCUGAAACUGACAGAAGCUUUUUUUUUCAGAAGGUUUUCGUUCAUCGGCGUCUCGAUGAAAUAUUUCAUCUGUUUCCGUUUUCAGGAAAUAAAAAACUGACAGGAAAGUUUCUUUGUGUUGAACUGUGAAAACUCCUCGAGUUGGUGAAGAAAGCUCCCCUGAACUCACCUGCGCUAACUUGCGUAGACUGAUUCACCUGGACUGACAGGACUCAUUUUAACUCACCUGGACUCACUCACCUGUAAAGAAUUACCUGUAAAGAGUCCCCAGUACCUGCAGCAGGAUUGAAGCAUCCGUCUGUCAUGCGGCUCUGCUGUGUUUUUCUUAAAUUUGUAUUUUUGUACGAGUUAAAGUUAAACUCCGUUAUCUGAAUAGAACUCUAAUAUCAAUAAAGUUUCACUGCGGA